Molecule: messenger RNA, 1147 nt
Organism: Thrips palmi
Lineage: Eukaryota; Metazoa; Arthropoda; Insecta; Thysanoptera; Thripidae
Gene: Prx4
Product: peroxiredoxin
Exons: 5
Coding region: 86-838 (250 amino acids)
Biological process (GO): response to oxidative stress; hydrogen peroxide catabolic process; cell redox homeostasis
Cellular component (GO): cytosol; endoplasmic reticulum
Molecular function (GO): thioredoxin peroxidase activity
Source: RefSeq, a predicted model, not a curated record
CCUUACCCGCCCACCCGCCACCUCACCGUAGGGACCCGGACCGGCCGCGAGUCCUGAUCCUCACAUCACAACAACAAACAACAACAUGGGUGCCGGCUGGUAUUUUGCAGCGAUCUGGGCCCUCUGCUGCGCGUCCGCGGGGGCCCAGUCCUUCGCGGAGACGAUAGGCAAGGAGCAAUCCUGUCACUCCUUCGCGGGAGGCAACGUAUAUCCUUACACCUGGCCGCACGGCGGGGACCACAAGCUGCAGUGGACGAAGGCAGUCAUUUCCAAGCCUGCUCCUGAAUGGAAAGGAACUGCAGUUGUAAGUGGAGAGAUCAAAGAAAUCAAAUUAUCCGACUACAAAGGGAAAUAUUUGAUCUUUUUCUUUUACCCUCUGGACUUCACAUUUGUAUGUCCUACUGAAAUUUUGGCCUUUAAUGACCGAUUGGAAGAGUUCCGAAAAAUUAACACAGAGGUUGUUGCAUGCUCUGUGGAUUCUCACUUUACACACCAUGCAUGGACCAACACCCCUCGUAAGGAAGGUGGCUUGGGGAAACUAACAAUUCCACUGCUGUCGGACUUGAACCAUCAGAUCUCUAAAGAUUAUGGUGUAUAUUUAGAAGAGCUUGGUCACACAUUAAGAGGUCUCUUCAUCAUUGAUCCCCGAGGCGUGAUACGCCAGAUUACCCUGAAUGAUCUGCCUGUCGGACGCAGUGUGGACGAAACUCUGCGUCUGGUUCAAGCCUUCCAGUACACUGACAAAUUUGGAGAAGUUUGCCCUGCAGGUUGGAAGCCUGGUGAAGAUACUAUUAAACCUGAUUUGAUCAAGAAGAAGGAAUUCUUCUCCAAACAUUGAGGACUUCGUUACUUGUCGCUCUCACACAUCACUUCUGGGUAAGAGUGCUUGCUCGUUUAUUUUUAAAUUAAAACACAAGACUGUUCCCUUAAGCUAAGAAUUUUCAGCAUUAUCUUGGCCUUGACUAGUCACAUUCAGACAGACACCAUUUGAUUUGUCUCAAGUAUUCAAAACUCUAAAAUCUUUUCUGAUAUUCUAAUGAUAAUAUAUUGCAUUUACAAUACUGUGAAGUAAGACUGAAAUUUGUUAAAUACAGUAAAAUUUACUAACUUUCUGUGAACUUUAAUAAUAAACUUGUUCAAGAGAUCA